Messenger RNA from Lepisosteus oculatus (spotted gar), 2778 nucleotides. It is a transcript of the gene rnf180a, whose product is annotated as ring finger protein 180a. Gene Ontology annotation, cellular component: endoplasmic reticulum membrane. Gene Ontology annotation, molecular function: ubiquitin conjugating enzyme binding; ubiquitin protein ligase activity; metal ion binding. Gene Ontology annotation, biological process: positive regulation of proteasomal ubiquitin-dependent protein catabolic process; protein polyubiquitination; serotonin metabolic process. Lineage: Eukaryota; Metazoa; Chordata; Actinopteri; Semionotiformes; Lepisosteidae. The record is from RefSeq and is a predicted model, not a curated record.
GCAAGUUUUGCUGUGAAUUAACAGGAACCUAAGCGGUGCUAGGCUCGGUGGUACUCAAAUGACGUUCUGAGUCUUUUGGAAGGUGUGAGAGGGCAGUAUGGAGGACAGUGGCAGUAGCAUUCACUGUUGACCUGUUCUGGCAAGACGCUAAUUGCAGUGGGUCUAGGGUGUCAGGUAGUGAGGAGAUUUGGAUUUGCCCUUAAAUGGAAAGGAGAGCUGCUGUGCUGCGAUGCAGGAGGUGUCGAAAAUGCAUUCUAGGUUCAACCAGCCUUCUUCUGAAGAUCAAUGCCAGUGAUGACGAUCUAACACAGUGCAACAUUUGGCAUGUCAAUGUUGAAGCUCUGCCUGACUGGAUACAAGGAUGCAUAGAAGAUGCGCAGUGGACAAUUGGGAAGCUGAACUGCCUGUAUUGUGGGGCUCGUUUAGGGGGCUUUAACUUUGUCGGCAGUGCCAAAUGUCCUUGUGGUCUGGAUGUGACUGUUCAUCUUUGCAAAAGCCGGGUUGAUUAUGAGUCAAAACACUCCUUGCCAAUUUCAAGACCAGCAAGAACAAGAGCGACUCAUCCUGGCCACGGAUCACUACGGUCCCAAGUAGCACAGCAAGGAAUGGAAGCCAGCCAAACUGAGCCCAGCAGCACAAGCUUUUCACGUGGUGCUAACGCCAGUAAUGAGCCUGGACGAAUUGCUGAAGCCCUUUGCCUUGAGGCAAGAUCACAAGAAGGCAACGUCAAAGCCAUUCAUUCAAAAGUCUUUUCUUCUGUGCCAUGUCCAGUGAGCACACCACACAUUCUGAAAGCUUCACAUAGGAAAGCUCACAGUUUGGAUUAUAGCAACAAAUGUGGAAUGGGCAUUUCUACCAGCUUCUCUAAUCUUCUUAAAACACACACAGGUGAUCCUGCACAGUCCGGCAGGUUGCAUGGGGUCGUGCCGGCUAGCAGCUUCUGUGCAGGCUUGCAGCUAGCUACUGGAACAACACCAGAACCUGUUUUGCAAAAUUUGCAGAGUUCAUAUGUCGAUUGUGAAACAAGUGUUCCAUCUCAACAUGAUCCUGUAGCCAUGUCGGCUAGGGGUGACAAUCUCAGAGAGUCUACCUUGCUGCCAGGGAACCACAAUGCCAGCCGCAUUUCCUCAGUGAGAAGGAGGAUGCCUUCUCAGAGCAGCACAGAGGAAGAGGAUGUUGAGGAAGAACAGGCUAUGUCAGCAGGCAAUCUGCUACUAUCUGGACCUUCGACAUCUCUAGUGGCAGAGCGAAGGUUAAGCAAAAAAGAGAGGAACCGAUUGAAGAGCCUAAGGAGGAAGCAGAGAAGAAGAGAACGCUGGAUCCAGAGUCAACUGCAGGAUCAGAAACAGAGCUCAACUUGGAAUCUGUCCAGCAGCGAUGAUGAAGACAGUCACAACGGUGACAAGGAUGGGUACAUCUGUGCUGUCUGCCUGGAUGUCUACUUCAGCCCCUAUAUGUGCUACCCGUGUCACCAUAUCUUCUGUGAGCCCUGUCUCCGCACCCUGGCCAAGAACAACCCUGGCAACACACCGUGUCCCCUCUGCAGGACUGUAAUCACACACGUCUUUUUCCAAAAAGAACUGAACCACACUACAAAGACCUUCUUCCCCAAAGAAUAUUUGUCCCGGAAACAGAACUUCCAGAAAGCAAGUUGUGCAAAGUGGCCUCUUCCCAGCUGCAGAAAAUUGUUCCGCAUCUUUGGAGGGCUCCGAAGACAAACCAGUCCCAUUGCCAGAAGACAGUUCCCACAUGGUGGGUACAGGUUGGACACUAUGGACUAUGAAGAUGACUCUCGGGGGUGGAGAUUUGACAUGGACAUGGUGAUCAUCUACAUCUACUCUGUCAACUGGGUGAUUGGAUUCAUCAUAUUCUGUUUACUCUGCUACUUUUUCUUCCCAUCAUUUUAAGACUAUACAUCAGUGAUUAUACAAAAAUACAUAUUUUAUAUGACUGAAUAAACUGUAAUGGUCUUUAGGUAACGUAUGUAGGUUUUUUAAGGUGGAUUACACAUCAUCACCAUUUGUUUGCAUUCAUCAUUUUGCAAGACAUUUGGGCAGUAUUCAGUAGCGCAGGAGUUAUUAUUUCCUAGCAGAACAAUCAGCAUUAUGAGAAAGUUUUCAUUUAUCCGAUAUGAAAAUGAUAAUACAGAAACACACUUAAUCAACUAGUUUCUGUGGUCUAUGGUAAAGCAGUUAAAAUUUGUAUUUCUGGAUAAAAUUCAUGCUUCAAACCCGUAGCUCUUCUGGUUUGUAGCUGUGAUAAUCAUAGUUAUAAGAACAGUUACAAAUGAGAUGAGGUAAUGCGGCCUAGCCUAAUCUAGCCUCUUUUUUUUAAUAACUAAUUGAUCAAAGAAUCUUAGCCACUUUCUAAAAAGAAUCCAGGGUAUGAGCUUCAACAGCACGGCUGGGAAACUUGUUCCAUUUUCCCUACUUUUUGAAGUAAUUCUAAAUAUUCAGGGUAAAGAGGGCAAGAGACAUUUCUGAUGAAACCGUGUUAUGUUUUUAGAUUUUUCCUUUAUAUGAAGUACAAAAGGGGUUAAACUGAUUAUGUGGCUUGCACACUUUUUGUUAUAUUAUAAAAAUGUUUUUAUAGCUACUGAAACAAAAACUUUGAGAAUUCUCCUAUAUUGACAGAGUAGUGCUCAUACUGUACUGUACACUGUAGAUUGAUAAUUUAUGCAGAUCUAAGAAGAAAACAUAAUUUAAAGUGUCUGUAUUUGCUCUUGUUUAUUUCAAACAUCAGCAGGGUUGAUGAUAAUAGGUAAUAAUAAUAAUAAUA